Aspergillus tanneri is the source of this 1317-nucleotide messenger RNA. RefSeq names its product glycosyltransferase family 31 protein. The record is from RefSeq and is a predicted model, not a curated record. Gene Ontology annotation, molecular function: glycosyltransferase activity. The transcript has a single exon. Gene Ontology annotation, cellular component: membrane. Lineage: Eukaryota; Fungi; Ascomycota; Eurotiomycetes; Eurotiales; Aspergillaceae. The coding region runs from base 1 to 1317 and encodes 438 amino acids.
AUGGCGGUCUUUCGCCCUCGUCGUCCGCCGGGACGUCGACGCAUUCCCUGGACAUGGUCCGUCCUGGGUCUCCUCGUGAUGCUGUACCUUUGCUUUCGCCGGAAUCCCGCCCCUGACUCGUACCGACUAGACUGUACUCCAGAUGAUCCGUCGUGUUGUCCCAAUCUCCACGGUAUGGAAGACAUACUGGUGAUUUUGAAAACAGGCGUGACCGAGGCGCAUGAGAAGGUCCCCACGCAUCUGAAGACCACGCUUCGCUGCGUCCCGAAUUACGUCAUCUUCUCCGAUUACGAAGAGGAAAUUGACGGCGUACGCGUCCACGACGUCCUGCGCGGUCUCUCCAAUGAAGUAAUCUGGUCGAAUCCUGAAUUCAACGUCUACCAGCGCGUGCGACAGGCGGGCCGACCGGGUCUAACGGUGGAGGAUCUCAAUCCCGACGUGAACUCAGUGUUCGGUAAACCGAAUAACCCCGGGUGGAAGUUGGAUAAGUGGAAGUUUCUUCCGAUGAUUGACGAAGCGCUGAAGGUUAACCACAAGGUGAAGUGGUACGUGUUCAUGGAGGCGGAUACAUACUUUGUUUGGCCGAAUCUGGUCGCCUGGUUGGCGCAGUUGGAUCCUCUUCGGCCGUAUUAUCUCGGAAACCAGAUGCAGAUUCUGGAUGUGUUGUUCGCGCACGGCGGGUCGGGGUUCGUGUUGUCGCGACCAGCGAUGGAGCGAGCGUCCGCAUUGCGACAGAAGGAUGUCGCACGGUGGGAUGAAGUCACCAGGGGACAUUGGGCGGGAGACUGCGCACUGGGUCAAUUGCUCCGGGAGGCAGGGGUCGGUCUUCUCUGGGCCUGGCCGGCGCUGCAGAUCGGGCCCCCAGAGGAAAUGGAUUAUUUCUCAGAGGGAUACUCCAAAAUCCCGUGGUGUUAUGCCCCCGUUACAUUCCAUCAUCUGACGCCUGACGAGGUGGAAGAUCUCUGGCAUUUGGAUCGCGGAUGGUUCAGUGCCGGUCACAAACAUCUCUUGUAUCGCGACGUGUUUAUGCAGGUCAUCCGGCCACAAUUGACAGGGACCCGGUCCGACUGGGAUAACAAGAUAGACCCAAAGAGUUCCAUCUCAAGCCUCACUCGCACGAUACUAGAGUGUCGACAUAGAUGCCUGUAUGACCCGGAGUGCGUGCAGUACGCAUUUCAGUCCGACACGUGUUGGAUCUCGUCGGUAGCGAAGUUGGGCAUUGCAUCUGCUGGCAUCAGUUCGGGUUGGAUCCCGGAGAGAAUCGAUGUCUUGGUAGAGGAUAUGGGAUCUUGUCCACAGGCGCAGUGGGUGGUUUGA